AUGAGUACGGGAGAUUUUUUGAGUAAGGGUAUAGAGCUGGUCCAAAAGGCCAUUGAUUUGGACACGGCGACGCAGUAUGAGGAAGCUUAUACGGCGUAUUAUAACGGAUUAGACUAUUUGAUGCUGGCUUUGAAGUACGAAAAGAACCCCAAGUCAAAGGAUUUAAUAAGAGCCAAGUUCACAGAGUACUUAAAUCGCGCAGAGCAAUUGAAGAAACAUUUAGAAAAUGAAGAGGCAAAUUCGGCGAAGAAGACUCCUAGCGCUGGUAAUGGUUCCACCGGUGGUAAUAAGAAAAUCUCUCAGGAGGAAGGUGAGGACAAUGGUGGUGAGGACAACAAAAAGUUGAGGGGUGCUCUAUCGAGUGCCAUAUUAUCCGAAAAACCCAAUGUUAAAUGGGAAGAUGUGGCUGGACUGGAAGGGGCCAAGGAGGCCCUCAAGGAAGCUGUUAUCUUACCUGUGAAGUUCCCACAUCUAUUUAAAGGUAAUCGUAAGCCUACUUCAGGAAUUUUAUUAUACGGACCACCAGGUACAGGUAAAUCAUAUUUAGCGAAAGCGGUGGCUACGGAGGCUAAUUCUACCUUUUUCAGUGUUAGUUCAAGUGAUUUGGUUUCUAAAUGGAUGGGUGAAUCUGAGAAGCUUGUCAAACAGUUGUUUGCCAUGGCAAGAGAAAAUAAACCUUCAAUUAUCUUCAUUGAUGAAGUGGAUGCACUAACAGGUACUAGAGGCGAGGGAGAGAGCGAAGCGAGUAGAAGAAUAAAAACAGAACUAUUAGUGCAAAUGAAUGGUGUUGGAAAUGAUUCCCAAGGUGUUUUGGUCCUAGGUGCGACAAACAUUCCAUGGCAACUAGACAGUGCCAUUAGGAGAAGAUUCGAGAGAAGGAUUUACAUACCGCUACCAGAUUUAGCGGCAAGGACCACCAUGUUCGAGAUUAAUGUUGGCGACACUCCAUGUGUAUUGACUAAGGAAGAUUAUAGGACACUAGGUGCAAUGACUGAAGGUUAUUCUGGUAGUGAUAUUGCUGUGGUAGUAAAAGAUGCGCUAAUGCAACCGAUAAGAAAGAUUCAGAGCGCAACUCAUUUUAAGGAUGUCUCCACCGAUGAGGACGAUGCAAGGAAAUUAACGCCAUGCUCUCCAGGUGAUGAUGGCGCCAUUGAAAUGAGUUGGACGGAUAUUGAGGCGGACGAGCUAAAAGAACCAGAUCUUACUAUAAAGGAUUUCUUAAAGGCCAUCAAAUCAACGAGGCCUACCGUGAAUGAGGACGACUUGCUGAAGCAAGAACAGUUCACCAGAGAUUUUGGUCAAGAAGGUAACUAG
This is a messenger RNA of Saccharomyces mikatae IFO 1815, 1314 nucleotides long. RefSeq names its product AAA family ATPase VPS4 (gene VPS4). The record is from RefSeq and is a predicted model, not a curated record. Gene Ontology annotation, biological process: vacuole organization; endosomal transport. Bases 1 to 1314 code for a protein of 437 amino acids. Gene Ontology annotation, molecular function: ATP hydrolysis activity; ATP binding. Lineage: Eukaryota; Fungi; Ascomycota; Saccharomycetes; Saccharomycetales; Saccharomycetaceae. The transcript has a single exon.